AUGGCGCAGCAGAACGGACACUCCAAGACCAUCUUGGAUGGCAUGGUGGGCGUCGGAGACUGCGUUCUCCUGGAUCCCAUGACGGAAGACGCCUUCCUCAAGAACCUCCAGCUCCGCUUUGAUGCUAAUGACAUCUAUACCUACAUUGGGAGUGUGGUGGUCUCUGUCAACCCUUACAAGAAGCUACCAUUGUACACACUGGACAAGAUUCAGGAAUACCGGGGAAUGAACCUCUAUGAACUGCCUCCUCAUAUAUAUGCCAUAACCGACGAUGCCUACAGGGAUAUGCGGGACAAAAACAGGGACCAGUGUGUGAUUAUAUCGGGGGAAAGCGGUGCAGGAAAGACAGAGGCCAGCAAAGUAGUUAUGCAGUACGUAGCUGCCGUUUGUGGCAAGGGCAAAGACGUGGAUUUAGUCAAGGAACAAUUGUUGCAGAGCAACCCAGUGUUAGAAGCUUUCGGCAAUGCAAAAACAAACAGAAACGAUAACUCUUCGAGAUUUGGUAAAUACAUGGAUAUAGAGUUUGACUACAAGGGGGACCCAAUCGGUGGAGUCAUCACAAAUUAUCUAUUGGAAAAGUCUCGUGUAGUUGUACAAAGCAAAGGCGAGAGAAACUUCCACAUGUUCUACCAGUUGCUUUCAGGAGCACCAAAGAUUCUACUUGAGGAGCUGGGGUUGGAGCGAGAUCCCAAAUGCCAUCAUUUUCUGAGCCAGAGUGGCACGCAGAUAGCCACCAACAUCAAUGACAAUGAAAACUUCUCCAUCACACAGAAAGCAAUGCAGAUCAUAGGUUUCAGUGAUGAGGAGAUUCUGGCCAUCUACCAGCUACUAGCCAGCAUCCUGAAGCUUGGUAAUAUGGAGUUCCAGGCAUACGUAACCAUGAACGGAACAGAGGGAGUCAAGAUCACCAACCAAGAAGAUUUGGACGACGUGUGCGAUAUGCUGCAGUGCGAGCGCCACGACGUGAUGCACGGGCUGACCAAACGGACGGUCCGUGGUGGCAAGGGAGACAAGGUCAUCACGACACUCAGUUCAUCCCAAGCGUUCUACGCCAGGGAUGCCCUGUGCAAGGCCAUCUAUGAUAGGCUCUUCACCUGGAUUGUCAAGACUAUAAACGAGAGUAUCAGGGUCAAGAUCGGAGGGAGAAAGAAAGUCAUGGGAGUGUUGGACAUCUACGGGUUUGAGAUCUUUGAGAGGAACGGCUUUGAGCAGUUCAUCAUCAACUACUGCAAUGAGAAGCUACAGCAGAUCUUCAUUGAGUUGACACUGCAGGAGGAGCAGCAGGAGUACAUCAUUGAGGGCAUUGAGUGGACACACAUUGACUACUUCAAUAACAUCUCCAUCUGUGAACUCAUAGACAAGAAUAAAGCAGGCAUUCUGGCCAUGCUGGAUGAUGAGUGCCUUCGACCCGGCGACGUGACCGACGCUACCUACCUGAACAGACUCAACGCCUCCAAGUACAUCGUUGGUCAUAAGCACUACGAGAGCCGAGCUAAACUCAAGUCGGACAAGACCAUCAACCAUUCCAGCUUCCGACUACAACACUACGCCGGAGCGGUGACGUACGAAGUGGACGGCUUCAUUGACAAGAACAACGACCUCCUAUUCCGAGAUCUGUCCGAGUUGAUGUUCAAGUGUGAGCACAUUCUCCUGCAGGACAUGUUCCCGGAGGGAGACCCAAAGUUUAGCUCCAACAAGAGACCCAUCACCACCGGGUUCCAGUUCAAGCUCUCAGUGGCGCAACUCAUGAAGAAUCUUCUGGCCAAGGACCCCAACUACAUCAGAUGUAUCAAGCCCAAUGACUACAAGAAGAGCGACGUGUUUGAUGAGAAGCUUGUCAGACAUCAAGUCAGAUAUCUGGGGUUGAUGGAGAAUGUGCGAGUGCGGCGUGCAGGCUACGCCUUCAGGCAGCCUUACGAGGUCUUCUUGGGUCGCUACAAGAUGCUCUGCCCGUCCACCUGGCCCAACUGGCGCCGCCAAGCCCAGGACGGGGUCCGAGAGAUCCUGACCCAUCUCAAGGUCACCAAGGAGGAGUAUGCCUUCGGGAGAACCAAGAUAUUCAUCCGCAACCCAAGAACAUUGUUUGAUCUGGAGGAGCGGCGGCACCGUAGGAUGGAGGAUCUAGCCACUCUGCUACAGAGGAUCUACCGUGGCUGGAAGGCCUACUCCACGUUCCAACUGAUGAGACAGAGUGCAGUCCUUAUUGAGACUAGGUUCAGGGGAUACAGGGAGAGAAAGCAGUAUGUGAGGAUACGCAACGCCACCAUCAUGAUCGCGUCUUACUACCGAGGCCACCAGGCCCGCAAGGAGUUCAGAAGACGAAAGUAUCAAGCCAAGUGUCUCUGGGCAGCCAACAUCGUACACAAGUACUUCUUGGGAUGGAAGAUUCGCAAGGAGCACAGGAAGCGUUUCAGGUCCAACGCUGCCCCCAAGAUUGUUGCGUUCCUCCAAAGAUGCCAUCACACAAGUUAUCUACGUCGAUUGCAGCAGCAUCUGCCCACCAUGUCCCCCUUGGACUAUUCCUGGCCUCCCUGCUCCGUCCUACACACCAAGGCACAUAAACAACUCAAGGAAAUCUUCAUCAGAUGGCGGGCUAAGCAAUAUCGGAAGAGAUUUGAUGAGGCCACGAGGAUGCGAUUUGGGGAGAAAGUAACAGCAAGCAUCCUCUUCAAGGAUAAGAAGACCCUCUACCCUAAGAGUGUGUCCAAGGUAUUCCAGGGUGACUACGUACAGCUAAAGAAGAACGCCAAGUUCAACAAGACCUUCUCCGCAACCAACGACCAGCACGUGGUGUUUGCCGACGUCAUUAACAAGAUCAACAGAGGCAAUGCAAAGAUGCAUUCCCAGCUGUUUGUCCUAACCACCAGCUCUUUCCUCAUGAUGGAUCAGAAGACACUAGCCCUCAAGAGUCGUAUUCCCCUGGCUGAUGUAGCUGGCUUUACCGUCAGUCCUUACAGCGAUGGCAUCGUCGUCUUGCACUUACAAAAGGGAAGUGAGCAUACCAAGAAAGGGGAUUUUGUGAUUGUGACCGACAAAUCUAUUGAGCUGGUCACCAAGUUCCAGCGGAGUAUCCGAACCGUGACCAAUCAAGAUGUACAAGUCAAGGUGACCGACAGAUUCCCAUUGAACUUCAACGGUACCCGUGUGCAGGCUACCGUCUGCACGCAAGACGCCAACGUAUCAAACCCCCACCCCUCCAUCAAGCGGAAAGGCGCCAAGCUUGAAAUCAUGGCCUAAUGCGACAACAGGUAAACGUACGAGAACAAAGUGAACCUGACGCUUACUCCCACAGAUAAACCCUGAAGGCUAGUGGUUCUCUGGUUCGGAAAGAUGCCACAUGUAUUCCUGGUCAGUUGACCCCAGCUUCAAGCUCCAUACCUGACUAUUUUGUGAAGAAAACUCGGAUGUCUCAGCGUACAGCAGUAUUAACAAGCUGAAAUGCUGGUAGCCAACUUGACUCUGUCUGGCGCCCUCACAGGAGUUUAAUCGCAAAGAAUAAAAAUGUGUAAUUAUGAAAUUUCGUCAGUGAAAGGGCAAAACCAAAUUAUUUAAAAAAUAUUUACCCCCCAAACUAUCUCUGUUUUUUGUUUAUAGUUUAGAGCUACACAAUCUAUAUUUAGGUUUUUUUGAGAUGUCUUAAUUUUUUUUUUUGUGGGGGGGGGG
Messenger RNA from Patiria miniata (bat star), 3663 nucleotides. It is a transcript of the gene myo1b, whose product is annotated as unconventional myosin-Ib-like. The record is from RefSeq and is a predicted model, not a curated record. The coding region runs from base 1 to 3237 and encodes 1078 amino acids. The transcript is spliced from 26 exons. Gene Ontology annotation, biological process: vesicle transport along actin filament; actin filament organization. Lineage: Eukaryota; Metazoa; Echinodermata; Asteroidea; Valvatida; Asterinidae. Gene Ontology annotation, cellular component: microvillus; vesicle; cytoplasm. Gene Ontology annotation, molecular function: microfilament motor activity; actin filament binding; ATP binding.